Messenger RNA from Papaver somniferum (opium poppy), 1747 nucleotides. RefSeq names its product UPF0481 protein At3g47200-like. Bases 137 to 1624 code for a protein of 495 amino acids. The record is from RefSeq and is a predicted model, not a curated record. NCBI's taxonomy places the organism in Eukaryota, Viridiplantae, Streptophyta, Magnoliopsida, Ranunculales, Papaveraceae. The transcript is spliced from 2 exons.
UUUUCCUUGAAAGAGUCUUCCAUUUCUCUCAUUCCAAACUACCCACCAAAUAGCAAAAGGAAUCAUGCUCCACAACUUAUGAUUAGUAUAUAUUGCUGAGCAUGCAUUAAAUUGGUUGCAUAGUCAUCCAUCGAUCAUGGCUCGAGGAGGGAAAUCACUAACAUUGAUGAAAACAAAGAGGUAUACUCAAGAAGACACAAGGCCGGCACCGCAAUGGGUGAUAGAUAUCAAACAAGAAGAAACGGAUCAACUAGAUUUCGGAAAAUCAUGGACCAUUUAUAGAGUUCCUACAAACCUCUUUGAAGUUCAGAAAAGCGCAUUUAUUCCAAAAAUCAUAUCAGUAGGUCCUUUCCAUUAUGGUGAUAAGAGUUAUAAGGUUAUGGAAGAACACAAGAAGAGAUUUUUGUUUCGUCUAUUAGGAUAUGAUAAUAAGAGUAAUGUAGGUGAUUAUAACUAUGUAGAUUUAGAGAGCAUUGAAAGACUUAUGUAUGGAUUGGAGAGAAAAACAAGAGAAUGUUAUUCUGAGAGUUUUCCUGGUCUUUCUGUUGAUGCUUUUGUUCAGAUGAUGGUUAUGGAUGCUUGUUUCGUUAUCGAGCUUCUUCGUCUUUACCACAACGUCUCCUCAUCCAAUGACAUUGAGGAAGAGGAAAGAGCUGUAGCUGAUCCAAUCUUUACAACCCGGUGGAUGCUUCGAGCCCUUCAACGCGAUUUAAUGAUGAUACAGAAUCAGCUUCCGUUCUUUGUACUUCAAGAAUUAUACCGUUUGAUUAUUUUAAAUCCUAGGAAAGGUGGUCUCGAAGAUAACAUCUCGCUGAUCGAUCUUACUUUGAAGUUUUUCGAUCCACUUCUUCCAAAAGACGAAAAUGAAAAUGUAGACCUAGACCCAGACCCCGAAGAGUAUCGUCACCUCCUUCACUUAUUCAGAAAGAGCUUCAUUUCUCCGAUUAAGCGCAAAAAACCACUAAUGCCUCGAACAGGUAGUACUGCGACAAAACAUACGAUUCAUCCUCAGUUAAGAACUGAAAGCACUCGCCUUAAGCAAGAAAGCCAUUUCAUACAGUGUGUUACAGAACUGAAAGAAGCAGGAAUUACGCUCCUGGAGAAACCAGAGAAGAGCAAUAUUGACAUAUUCGACGUCGAAUAUGAAAAGGGAGUCUUGAAGAUCCCUACUCUGUUUAUCGACGAUAACACUGUGCCUCUCUUUCUCAACUUCAUAGCUUAUGAGCAGUGUGACAAAGAUGCAACUCCUUACUUUACCAACCACUUUAUGUUCUUUGAUAGAUUAGUGGAUUCGAUCAAAGAUGUUGAAGCCCUACACAGAACAGGAAUCAUACGCCACAUUUUCGGCAGCGAAAAAAAGGUAGCGUAUUUGAUUAACAGGUUGUGCAGAGAGAUUGUUUAUAAUGUGGAUAAUUGUCAUUUAUCUGAACAAAUGACGGGAAUAAACGAAUACUACAAGGCGUAUCAUGCUAAUAAGUGGUAUAUUUGGUGGACAAGAUUGGUUCGUGAUUACUUUAGUAGUCCCUGGACAGUUCUGUCUCUGCUUGCGGCUUGUCUUUUAAUGGCGUUUACUGCUGGACAGACUUUUUAUGCUCUGUACGGUUAUUACAAACCAAGAAAUUAAUUCAUGCACUGUUAUGUGGGGUUUAUUAAGUAGUAUUAUGAUGCUUGGGAUCCCAUGCUGUAUUUCACUUUACCGAAAAAAUGAAUGCCGCUAAUAAGGGUACCCAUUUGAAUUUGCUUGGAG